This is a messenger RNA of Blepharisma stoltei, 273 nucleotides long. NCBI's taxonomy places the organism in Eukaryota, Ciliophora, Heterotrichea, Heterotrichida, Blepharismidae. The record is from the annotation of a GenBank genome assembly.
AUGUGUACGACUCGAUAUCUUGUGCUUUUUGUCCCUUUUGCAGAGUUAUCCAUAACUGGAGAAUUCUGUUGAAAGUCUGAUUGAAACCCUUCCAUAGGACUUCCAGCUAAAUUCGUGGAGCUUGAAAAUAGGGGGCUGGCUGCCCUCCAAAUGGCUGUUAGGUUCCUGCAUUUUGAAUAUUGUUUGGGUUAUAGUGAAGGUGAUUUAGAAUUUGUAUUAAAUGAAUGGCCUUGAAAUAAAUGAAGUUGUAGAAGCUUGCUCAAGUAUAGAUAA